CCGUCCCCGCCCACAAUGAACGAAACCAUGGAAGAAGAUCAGCCCGACCACACUCCCGACGUGCUCCAAGAAACGCCUCCCGCAGAAGUCUUCAUCGCCCCUUCAAUCCAUCACGACAAAGUGCUGGCGGGAGAAAGUUAUACCCACCACUCUGCAAUCCCCCAAGCCAUCCGAGAAGACAUGACUACCGAAUGUGUCUUGGGAAUCGAUGAAGCCGGUCGAGGUCCCGUUCUUGGUCCCAUGGUCUACGGCCUCUUCUACCUCCCCACCACCUUCCACCACACCCUCCUCACGCAAACCUACAAAUUCAACGACUCCAAACUCCUCACUCCAACUUUCCGCUCCCACCUCAUGCAACAAAUCUGCUCCCCCGAAACCCCUCUCUACACCCACUGCGGCUGGGCCAUCCGUUCCCUUUCCGCCCAAGAUAUUUCCUCCAGCAUGCUCCGUCCCACCCACACCCCCUUUACCUCCACCAGCGGAGCCAUCAACGCCACCCCCCAAAUAUCCAAUCUCAACAACCAAGCCAUCGAAGCCACCAUAACUCUCAUCCACCAAAUUCUCUACGACCUCAAAAUUAAUAUCCAACAUAUAUACAUUGACACGAUCGGAAAACCCGAAAUCUAUCAAGCGAAACUCGAGAAAAUUUUCCCCGCGGUGAAAAUUACCGUGGCGAAAAAGGCAGAUAGUUUAUUUCCGUGUGUGUCGGCGGCGUCGGUGUGUGCGAAAGUGACGAGGGAUGCGGCGUUGGAGGUGUUGUAUAUGAAAUCUGCGGAAGAAGAAGAAAGAAGAAGAAGAAACGAUUCUGCCGAGGUGAAAACAACAACAACAACAAUGGCAUGGGGAUCUGGAUAUCCCAGUGAUGUACGUUGUGCGAAUUGGCUCAAGAAUAACAUGGAUCCGGUCUUUGGUUGGGGGAAUGAAUGUCGCUUCAGUUGGGGUACGGCCAAGGAGUUACUCGAAGUCAGAGGCGCUCCUUGCCGAGUCGAUUGGCCAGAGGCCGAUGACGCCGAAGAAAAUGAUAAUAUGAAAUUGACCGGCUACUUCACCGGUGCCAAUGAUGGCGAUGAUGACGAUCUCGAGAAAGAGGAUGAGCUUGGAAAUUGGUAUGGCAGAAGGGUGACCGAGGAGGUCUUCUGA
Sphaerulina musiva SO2202 is the source of this 1140-nucleotide messenger RNA. Its product is annotated as ribonuclease H-like protein. Gene Ontology annotation, molecular function: RNA-DNA hybrid ribonuclease activity; RNA binding. The coding region runs from base 16 to 1140 and encodes 374 amino acids. Gene Ontology annotation, biological process: DNA replication, removal of RNA primer; mismatch repair. The transcript is spliced from 2 exons. Gene Ontology annotation, cellular component: ribonuclease H2 complex. NCBI's taxonomy places the organism in Eukaryota, Fungi, Ascomycota, Dothideomycetes, Mycosphaerellales, Mycosphaerellaceae. The record is from RefSeq and is a predicted model, not a curated record.